Carya illinoinensis is the source of this 1346-nucleotide messenger RNA. Its product is annotated as zinc finger protein CONSTANS-LIKE 2-like. Gene Ontology annotation, cellular component: nucleus. The transcript is spliced from 2 exons. Bases 95 to 1213 code for a protein of 372 amino acids. The record is from RefSeq and is a predicted model, not a curated record. Lineage: Eukaryota; Viridiplantae; Streptophyta; Magnoliopsida; Fagales; Juglandaceae. Gene Ontology annotation, molecular function: zinc ion binding; protein binding. Gene Ontology annotation, biological process: regulation of flower development.
UUUCUUAACACACACUUCAUUCACUGACAGACACUCACUGUAAUCGUUCAACUCGUAAAGGUUCGAACUCAUAGCUACCGAGCGAGAAACAAAUAUGAUGAAGGAGGAGACUACUGGUGACGAUGCCAGUUGUGGCUACAACUGGCCUCGUGUAUGCGACACGUGCAGGUCGGCUGCGUGCUCGGUGUUCUGCCGGGCCGACUCUGCCUACCUCUGCACCGGGUGCGACGCCCGCAUCCACGCCGCGAACCGCGUCGCCUCCAGCCACGAGCGUGUCUGGGUUUGCGAGGCGUGCGAGCGGGCCCCAGCUGCUUUCAUAUGCAAGGCUGACGCCGCGUCGCUCUGCUCCACCUGCGACGCCGAUAUCCACUCCGCAAACUCCCUCGCAAGCCGCCACCACCGCGUCCCAAUUCUUCCCAUCUCCGGGUCCCUGCAUGGCCCACCAGCUGCUGACCCUGCAGACCGGUUUCUAACCCCGGAUGACGGUGAUGAGAUCGUUGAAGAAGAGGAUGAAGAUGAGGCAGCAUCAUGGUUGCUGCUCAAUCCUGCGAAGAAUAACAACAAUCUGAAAAAGGGGUUCUUGUUUGGUGGGGAAGCUGACGAGUAUUUGGACUUUAUUGAGUACAACUCAUGUGCUGAUCAGCAUCAAUUCAACGAUCAGUAUAACCACCACCAGCAACAACAUCACUCUGUUCCCCAGAAGAGCUACGGGGGUGACAGUGUGGUGCCCAUUCAGAGUGGCGAAGCGAAGGGUCAGCUACAUCACCAGCAGGAGCAACAGGAUAUUCAGUUGGGAUUGGACUUCGAGUCCUCGAAAUCUGCAUUCAGUUAUCAUGGUUCCAUUAGUCAUAGUGUCUCUGUUUCAUCCAUGGACGUUGGCGUUGUGCCUGAAUCAACAAUGAUUGAUGUCUCAAUCUCCCACACAAGACCUUCCAAAGGGGCAAUUGAUCUUUUCUCUGGACCUCCUCUUCAGAUGCAACCUCAACUUGCCCCACUGGACAGGGAGGCAAGGGUCCUAAGAUACAGAGAGAAAAAGAAGACAAGGAAGUUUGAGAAAACAAUCAGGUAUGCUUCAAGGAAGGCCUAUGCAGAGACCAGACCCCGGAUCAAGGGCCGGUUCGCUAGGAGGACUGACACAGAAGUUGAAGUGGACCAGAUGUUCUCCACCACACUAAUGGCAGAAACGGGAUAUGGUAUUGUCCCAUCAUUCUGAAACUAGCUACAGAAGAAGAAAAAAUGAACCCUCUUCGGAUGAGAGUUGUACCACUUAUUACGUACUAAAGCUCUAGUACUCAUGUUUAUUUCCCAAUCUAAUUGAUCUGAAUUGAUGAGAUACAUGCUGAUAA